Molecule: messenger RNA, 936 nt
Organism: Larimichthys crocea (large yellow croaker)
Lineage: Eukaryota; Metazoa; Chordata; Actinopteri; Sciaenidae
Product: olfactory receptor 11A1-like
Exons: 1
Coding region: 1-936 (311 amino acids)
Biological process (GO): G protein-coupled receptor signaling pathway; detection of chemical stimulus involved in sensory perception of smell
Cellular component (GO): membrane
Molecular function (GO): olfactory receptor activity; odorant binding; G protein-coupled receptor activity
Source: RefSeq, a predicted model, not a curated record
AUGAUAAACUCUACACAGGUUUUAUAUUUCACACUCAGUGCUUACUUUGACACUGGGCUGUUCAAAUACUUACAUUUUAUAAUUACUAUGUCUUUAUACAUUUUUAUUGUUGUUACCAAUGUUUUCCUCAUUGUGGUUAUCUGCAUGAACAGAAGUUUACAUGAACCUAUGUACAUCUUUCUGUGCAGCCUGUUUAUGAAUGAACUGUAUGGUAGUACAGGGUUGUUUCCAUUCCUUCUGAUUCAGAUUCUCUCUGACAUUCACACUGUCUCUGUUCCUUUUUGUUUCCUGCAGAUUUAUUGUUUACACUCUUUUGCAUGUGUAGAGUUUUUAAAUUUAGCUGUUAUGUCUUAUGACAGAUAUCUUGCUAUCUGUUAUCCUCUACACUAUAACACAUGUAUGACAUCUAAUAAGAUUGCCACACUGAUUGCUCUAAUAUGGUUAUACCCUUUGCUGACAUGUGUUAUUAUGAUAUCACUAAGUUCAUCUUUACAGCUGUGUGGGAACAUCAUUAACAAAGUGUACUGUGACAAUUUCUCUGUUGUCAGGCUGGCCUGCUCUGACACAACUAUAAUUAACAUAUAUGGACUCAUUGCCACUUUUUGUACAAUCUGUGUUCCGUUAAUGUUCAUCUUUUUUACUUAUUUGAAGAUUUUCAGGAUUUGUUUCUCUGGUUCUAAACAGACGAGACAAAAAGCUGUCAGUACCUGCACACCUCACCUCAUUUCCAUCAUGAACUUUUCCCUUGGAGCUAGCUUUGAAAUUGUACAGAGUAGGUUUAACAUGAGCAGAUUACCCAAUAUGUUACGCAUUUUCUUGUCAUUAUACAUUCUUACAUGUCAGCCACUCUUCAACCCUCUAAUGUACGGCCUGAAUCUGUCCAAAAUAUGUGUCACGUGUAAAAGUCUGAUUACAAAUGUGCAACAUUCAUAUUAA